This is a messenger RNA of Ambispora leptoticha, 1425 nucleotides long. The record is from the annotation of a GenBank genome assembly. NCBI's taxonomy places the organism in Eukaryota, Fungi, Glomeromycota, Glomeromycetes, Archaeosporales, Ambisporaceae.
AUGUCUGGUCACUCUUAUGAAAAAUAUCAAAGUCCCUUAACGUCACGCUAUGCAUCCCCCGAAAUGUCAAAACUGUUUUCAGCGGCCACACGCUUUUAUACGUGGAGAAAACUAUGGCUAAACCUGGCUAUAGCUGAGAAAGAGCUAGGUCUUGGCAUCACUGAAGAAGCCAUCCAAGAGAUGAAAGAACACCUGACUUUGACUCCUGCUGACUUUGAAACUGCUGCUCUCGAGGAAAAGAAACGGCGUCAUGAUGUUAUGGCUCACGUGCAUGCAUUUGGUUUGGUUGCACCAAAAGCUGCGGGUAUUAUUCAUCUAGGGGCCACCAGUUGUUUUGUUACCGAUAACGGUGACUUGAUAAUUUUGCGUGAUGGCUUAGAUUUAAUAACAGAAAAAUUGGUCAGAGUCAUCGAUCGUUUGGCCAAAUUUGCCGAAGAGUACAAAAAUUUGCCAACUUUGGGAUUUACUCAUUUUCAACCGGCGCAGCUUACUACCGUAGGAAAACGUACAACUUUAUGGAUUCAGGAACUUUUAUGGGAUCUUCGAAACAUAUCACGUGCGCGGAAUGAUCUUGGAUUCCGAGGAGUCAAAGGAACAACUGGAACUCAGGCUUCUUUUAUAACCUUAUUUGAAGGAGAUCACGAAAAAGUCGAAGCAUUGGAUCGACGCGUAGCUGAACUAUCGGGCUUUAAUCAAACGUAUCCAGUGACCGGUCAAACUUAUUCGCGUAAAAUUGAUAUCGACGUUUUAAAUGCUUUGAGCUCCUUUGGUGCAACUGCCCACAAAAUUGCUACAGACAUUCGUCUAUUGGCAAAUUUCAAAGAGAUUGAAGAACCAUUUGAAGAGGACCAAAUUGGAAGUUCUGCAAUGGCAUAUAAGAGAAAUCCAAUGCGCUGUGAACGUGUAUGCAGUUUGGCUAGACAUUUAAUGAUUCUUUCCCAAGAUGCAUUAAUGACAAAUAGCGUCCAAUGGUUGGAACGAACUUUGGAUGAUAGUGCUAAUCGAAGAAUUUCUUUGCCUGAGGCUUUUCUUACCGCCGAUAUUUUGCUGAGUACUUUGCAAAAUAUUUCUGAAGGUCUAGUUGUUUAUCCAAAAGUAAUUUCGCGUCGUAUAGCUCAAGAAUUACCUUUUAUGGCCACCGAAAAUAUUAUAAUGGCUAUUGUCAAAAAAGGUGGUGAUCGACAAGUAUGUCAUGAAGAGAUUCGUGUAUUAAGUCAUCAAGCUGCGCGGCAAGUAAAAGAAGAAGGAGGUGAGAAUGAUUUAAUAGAACGAAUUAAGAAAAACGAGUACUUUAAACCUAUCUGGGAAGAGCUUGAUAAUCUUUUGGAUCCUAAAACUUUUAUUGGUCGUGCACCUCAACAAGUUGAUCGAUUCUUGGCUGAUUAUGUACGCCCAGUCCUUGCACCUUAUGAAGAAACGUUGAAG